UCCAAAGUUCACCUCUACUCACACACACACCUCUACACACACCUGCAGGUGAGCACACCUUUACCCUCAGAUCAGCAGAGAUGGAACAGGCGGUGAAGACGGUGGACGGCUUGGAGCUUUCUCCUGACAGACAGAGAGAAAAACAGAUAGUAUGAAGUGAAGAAAAUGAAGAUCUGGACCAUGAUCUUCACCGGAUUACUGGAGUGAGCUUCUGCUGCUACUGCUGUGGAUUAUUAUUAAUAUUAAUAAUAUUAUUAUUAAUAUUAUAAUCUGUAUAACUGGAUUUACUCUCCGGUGUGGAUAUGUGGCCCUUGAAAACGGCAUUCCUGUUCCUUUUCUGCCCAGGUUUUUGGUGCCACGACUGCAAUAAAACGAAGCUUCAUUUCGUAUCUAAGAAUUUUUUCAGGGAGCUUUACUGGGAUGAAGUGCACAUCCCUGGUCAGGAGGUUCUGUACACUGUUCAGUAUAAGCCAUAUGGCGAGUCUGUGUGGAGUGAGAUUAUGGGAUGUCAGAAUAUCUCGGAGUUGUUCUGUGAUCUGAGCUCUGUGAUGAGGGAUGUUUAUGGGAGAUAUUUCGUCAGAGUGAUGGUGAACGGCUCGUGCAUGGGGAAAUACAUGAACUACAUUCCUGUGGAGCAGACCGUGCUCGGAGCUCCGGAGGUUUCGCUAACUGUGUCUGACUCCUCCCUCACUGUGAUCAUCACCACACCCCCAGCUCCCCACAACCAAUCCAUCACAGAGAUCAGCCGAAACUGGUCCGGCAAACCCCACAUUAACUACGAGCUCCAGCUCACUAACUCCGCCUCCGGAGCCAAACAGAAAAUUCAGAACAGCUCUGGCGUAAUUACGGUCAUCAGUCUGGAGUUAAACACUGAGUACUGCGGAACGGCGUUCUACAUGUGGACUCAUCCCUCUUCCCCCAAACAGAGCGAGAAUACCACCUUCUGCACCACUUUACCAGGUAAAUCCUGGAUGCACAUUUUAGUGGUGCCUGGUGUAUUGGCUCUGUUCCUGCUGAUCAUCUUGGCCUUGGCCCUGUGCCAGCUGUACGUUAUGAGGAAGCAGCGUUUGCCUGAUAUGCUGAAAAAAAUGAAUCCCAAGAGGGACACGCCUCCAUAUUACACUGAUCUGAAGGUGAAGAUAGACGUUGUGAGGAUAUACUCAGAAUCUCCGUGGAACUUUGCUAAGCCUCAUCCUGGAGUAUUCCCGGUUGUGGAACGGCCAUUGGUUAAAAGCAAUGGCAGCAGCUAUGCAGCCCAGGAUUGUGGUGGACUUCCAUGGGAAGGUAAUUCUUAUGCCAACCAGCAUGUGGCGCUGGUGGAAAACUCAGACUCAAGCAAUGCGUCCUCUACCAGCUACGGUUUGGUGGUACCAGAGGAUGUGGAGGAGUCGCCGAAUUCUCCUAACAGUAGCGGGUUGGGAGAUUCCAUUGGUAGCGACGGUUUGGUGCCGAUGACGUUAUGCUCUGGAGGUUGUGGUGAGCCAGUGCAGGACUUGAACCGAUGCUCCGAGCUGGAUAAGGCUUUAGUGCUGCCAGUGUUGCGUGGUGAAGGUGGAAAACUGGAAUUCUCGCUAAUUGGAACAUCAUCGCUUCUAGCUAACAUCCCAGAAGUCCAACAAAUGGCACCAGUUGGAGAACGGACUCUUCUGCUGACCGAUCUCGUCACCGAGGAUGAGAUGGAAUCAUCGGACAGUGGAUUCGCUUCCGAUUACGGAAGAACCUACAUCCCAAACUACGUGCAGCAGAACUUUACAGAGAUGCCCUGCACCCACGCUAAUCCGUUAGCAUCCUCAUCUGACUUUACCUCAACCUACAGGCAAAACUGGGUGCCAGGAAUACCCCUGGAGUCCCACCUCAGUGAACAAAUGACUGAACUAGAUAAAGAAGAAGAAGAAGAAGCCGAUGACGAAGAAGAAAACGAAGAAGAUCCACUGUCUAGGUUGGGUGCCAUUGUUUUGGAUGGCUGGGUGGUUAAAAUCCAAACAUAGCAAACUUUAUUCUUCCUAACGUAUCAGCUCUAAGCUAACUGUAGGACUGUUUAGAACUUUAACAGAAUGCUAACUGCUAAAUGUUGACAGAAUGCUAAUGCUAAUGCUUCACUCACUCAAGCAAUGAAUAAAAAACAUUUAAGGGUUACUUUUGAAUAAACCCAUUCAUGUAGCUAGCUUUAACAGAAUGCUAAUGCUAAUGAUCCAUUUAUGCAAGCAUGCUAGCAUUACUAGUUAUAAAUACAUACCAUCAAGGGUUGAUUUUGAAGGCUAGCAUUAUGCUAACACAGUCGAGCUAGUUCAGUCAAGGGUUCAUUUUGAAGGCUAGCAUUAAGCUAAUAUGAUCAAGCUAGUUCAGUCAAGGGUUCGUUUUAAAUAUUAGCAUUAUGCUGGACAUUCGAUCAUGCUGGCUUAGCAUUUUUGUGUCCACUUUCAUGUAGCUAGCUUUAACAAAAUGCUAAUGCUAAUUCUUUACUCAUGCAUGCAUAUUAGCAUUGCUUGUUCUGACUGAAAACUGUCAGGGUUUGUUUUGAAGGUUAGCUUUAUUAUGAACAUCCGAUCAUGCUAGCUUAUCUCUUGACUGUCCAAACCUUUAGAAUGCUAACAUUAACAGAAUGCUAAUGCUAGCAUUGGUAAUUAUGAGUAAAAACAUCAAGGGUUCAUUUUGAAAGUUAGCGUUAUAAUGGACAUCCAACCAUGCUAGCAUAUCUUUUAUGUCCUUAUUCAUGUAGCUAGCUUUAACAGAAUGCUAAUGCUAAUUCUCCAUUCAUACAAGCAUGUUAACAUUACUAGUUUUAAAUACAAACAAACAAGGGUUAAUUUUGAAGGCUAGCAUUAUGCUAAUACAACCGUGCUAGUUCAGUCAAGGGUUCAUUAUAAAUGUUAACAUUUUGCUGGACAUCUGAUCCAGCUACUUCAGCAUUUUGUCCGCAUUCAUGGAGCUAGCUUUGACAAAAUGCUAAUGCUAAUUCUUUACUCAUGCAUGCAUAUUAGCAUUGCUAGUUAUGAAUAAAAAACAUUAACGGUUCGUUGUGAAGGUUAGCGUUAAAAUGGAAAUCAGAUUAUGCUAGCUCCACAUUUUUGUCUGCUUUCCUGUAGCUAGCUUUAAAAGAAUGUAAAUGCUAAGUCUUUAUUCAUGUAAAUAUUUUAGCAUUGCUAGUUAUGAAUAAAAAAAACACCAGCGGUUUGGUUUAAAUGUUAGCAUAAUGCUAAUCCAACCAUGCUAGUUUAUUAUUUGCGUUCACUUGCAUGAAUAUUAGCAUUGCUUGUUUUUAAUAGAAACUGUAGGUUUGUGUUGACUGUAAUAAUGCUAUUACAUUCAAAAUUAUUAGCAUAAUGCUAAUAAGAUCCUGGAGGCUUAGCAUUUUUGCCUGCAUUCAUGUAGCUAGCUUUUAAAGAAUGAAAAUGCUAAGUCUCAUGUAAAUAUAUUAGCAUUGCUAGUUAUGGAUAAAAAACAUCAAGGGUUUAUUUUGAGUUAGCAUUAUGCUGGACAUCAGAUCAUGCUAGCUUAUGAUUUAUGUCAGCAUUUAGGUAGCUAUUGUUAACAGAAUGCUAAUGCUAAUAUUUUAAUCAUGCUUGGGUAUUAGCAUUGCUAGUUCUGAAUGGAAACUGUCAGGAUUCAUGUGAAAUGUCAUGUUAAAGGUUAGCAUUAUGCUAAUAAGAUCAUGCUAGCUUAUAUUUUUUGUCCGCAUUCGUGUAGCUAGCUUUAACAGAAUGUAAAUGCUAAGUCUUUCUCAUGUAAAUAUGUUAGCAUUGCUAGUUAUGAAUAAAAAACAUCAAAUGGUUUAUUUUGAAGGUUAGCAUUAUGCUAAUAGGAUCCUGGGUCCGCAUUCAUGUAGCUAGAUUUAACUGAAUGUCUUCAUUAGGUAAGCAUGUUAGCAUUGCUAGUUAUGAAUAAAAGCCAUUAAAGGUUUAUUUUUUGUGAAGGUUAGCGUUAUGCAUCAGAUCAUGCUAGUUUAGCAUUUGUGUCCCUAUGUAUGUAGCUAGCUUUAUCAGAAUGUGAAUGCUAACUGUUUACACAUAUACAUAUGUUAGCAUUGCUAGUUAUGAAUAAAAACACCUACUGUUUGUUUUAAAAGUUAGCAUUAUUCUAAUUAGAGCAUGCUAGCUUAGCAUGUUUGUGCCUGUUCAUGUAGCUAGCUUUACCUGAAUGUAAAUGCUAAGUCUUUAUUCAGGUAAGCAUGUUAGCAUUGCUAGUUAUGAAUAAAAACCAUCAAAGCUAUAUUUUGCAGGUUAGCAUUGUUAUGAAUUAAAACCAUCAAAUGUUUAUUUUGAAGGUUAGCAUUAUGCUGGACAUCAGAUCAUGGUAGCUUAGCAUUUGUGUCAGCAUUUAGGUAGCUAUCGUUAACAGAAUGCUAAUGCUAAUGUUUUAAUCAUGCUUGGGUAUUAGCAUCGCUAGUUCUGAAUGGAAACUGUCAGGGUUCAUGUUGAAUGUUAGCAUGACGCUAAUAAGAUCUUUCGUGGUUCAGCAUUUUUGUGUAGCUAAAUUGUAAGAUAAUGUGAAUGCUAAGUCUUUUCUCAUGCAAUUAUGUUAGCAUUGCUAGUUAUGAAUUAAAACCAUCAAAGGGUUUGAAGGUCAGCAUUAGCAUUAGCUAAUUAGUAUUAGUAGUAGCAUUAGUAUUAGCUUAGCAUUUGUGUCACGUUAAUAGAAUGCUAAUGCCAAUGUUUUAAUGCUUUAAUGCUCGGGUAUUAGCAUUACUAGUUCUGAAUGGAAACUGUCAGGGUUCAUUAUGCUAAUGAGUUCCUGGAACCACAUUUAUGCAGCUAGCAUUAACAGAAUGUCUACAUUCAGGUGAGUAUGUUAGCAUUGCUAGUGAUGAAUUAAAACCAGUAAAAUUUUAGUUUUUAUUUUUUGUGAAGGUUAGCAUUAUGCUGGACAUCAGAUCAUGCUAGCUUAGCAUUUGUGUCCAUGUUUAUGUAGCAGAGGUUGAAGAAGCAUGAAUGUAAAAUACUUAAUAUGAAGAGUACGAGUCAAAAGUUCAGACACAACUCUUUUUAUCCAAAGUUUUUCUUUAUUUUGACGAUUUUUUUAACUAAAUUAAACAUGAAGAAAAUCUUUGGAUGAGAAAAUGUGUCCAAUUUUUUUCCCGUCACUCUAUAUGAAUGUCUGAAAGUGAUUUAUUAUUAUUACUAUUUUUUUGAGUACUGUGACAACAUAUUUUUACAUGAAAUAUAUGGGUAAUAUUUUGUUCAGACAGUGCUAAUGCUGCUAAAAAUGAAAAUGUGAUAAAAUGGGCCAGUUUAUAACGUUCAUAAACUGUUGCAUCCAGUGACUGUAGAGGCCAGAUCAGCUGAUCCAACAUUUCGUAAAUAUCCAGAGUGCCUGUGUUCAUAAGAAAAGUACAUAAGUUAAAGCAGGAACUAUAAGAUAAUGUGACUGACCCACUUCUGUGUUCUUUGUAUGUAAUUUACCUGGAAACUGUAUGUAAUUUGAUACACCUGGAUGUGUAUACGGUUGCACUCUUCAAAAUAAAAGUCCUUUACACUG
Messenger RNA from Astyanax mexicanus (Mexican tetra), 5475 nucleotides. RefSeq names its product interferon lambda receptor 1 (gene ifnlr1). Bases 303 to 1988 code for a protein of 561 amino acids. The record is from RefSeq and is a predicted model, not a curated record. The transcript has 7 exons. Gene Ontology annotation, molecular function: protein binding. Lineage: Eukaryota; Metazoa; Chordata; Actinopteri; Characiformes; Acestrorhamphidae.